Molecule: messenger RNA, 2587 nt
Organism: Oryctolagus cuniculus (rabbit)
Lineage: Eukaryota; Metazoa; Chordata; Mammalia; Lagomorpha; Leporidae
Source: RefSeq, a predicted model, not a curated record
CCGGGAACCGCACACCGAGCCACGCCCACUGGCCAAGGGGGUCUGGACAGCCACAAGCCGAACCCGAGAGCCCGAGCCCGAGCCGCACAGCGCAUGUGAAGACGCACUCCCAGUGCACAGCCGGCGCGUAAAGCUGCCGGUGAAGACCUCGGGGGUCUCAGCGGUGGAACCCAGGACUGAGAGGACGCUCACUAGGUGUCAGAGAUGGCGGAAGAUGGCAGCGACGAGAUCAUGUUCGUCUGGUGUGAAGACUGCAGCCAGUACCACGACUCCGAGUGUCCCGAGCUGGGCCCAGUGGUCACGGUGAAAGACUCCUUUGUGCUGAGCAGGGCCAGGUCAUCGCUUCCCUCCAACUUGGAGAUCCGGCGGCUGGAGGACGGGGCCGAAGGCGUGUUCGCCGUCACGCAGCUGGUCAAGCGCACGCAGUUUGGGCCGUUCGAGUCCAGGAGGGUCGCCAAGUGGGAGAAGGAGUCAGCGUUUCCCCUCAAGGUGUUCCAGAAAGACGGGCACCCCGUGUGCUUCGACACCUCCAACGAGGACGACUGCAACUGGAUGAUGCUGGUGCGGCCGGCGGCCGAGGCCGAGCAGCAGAACCUCACCGCCUACCAGCACGGCGGCGACGUGUACUUCACCACCUCGCGGGACAUCCCUGCCGGCACCGAGCUGCGCGUGUGGUACGCCGCCUUCUACGCCAAGAAGAUGGACAAGCCCAUGCUGCGGCCGGCCUGCCCCGGCGUCCACGCUGCCGGCACCCCGGAAAGCAGCGCCCCCGCCGAGUCAGAGCCUGGCCAGUGGGCGUGCAAGGUGUGCUCGGCCACCUUCCCUGAGCUGCAGGUCCUGAACGAACAUCUCUUGGGCCACUUGGAGCACACCAAAAGCCUUCCUCCAGGCAGCCAGAGCGAGGCGGCCGCGGAGAAGGAGCCGGAAGCGCCGCGGGGGGAGCCUGCGGCCGUGCCCGAGGGCAGGAGCGCCAAAGAGCCAAAGAGAAAGCCUCGGAGGGGCCGGAAGCCCAAAGCGGCCAGGACCGAGCAGUCGCUCGGCCUCACGGAAGACAAGGAGCCGGCAGAGCGGGUGGCAGAGAUCGUCACCGAGGUCCCGCCGGACGAGCCUGCGAGCGCGCCGCCCGACGAGCGCUUCAUGGAGCUGGUGUUCGGGAAGUUCACGGCCGGCACGAGCGACGGCAGCGCGGUGCCGAAGUUCAGCCACCACCAGAACAGCACCGUGGCCCUCAAGCGGAGCCUGAUCCUGUCCAACCGGCACGGCCUCCGGCGCAGGCUGAGCAAGCAGCUGGCGGGGCCGCAGCGCGUGUACCAGUGCGGCGCCUGCAGCAAGGUCUUCCAGAACAGCAGCAACCUGAGCCGGCACGUGCGCUCGCACGGCGACAAGCUCUUCAAGUGCGAGGAGUGUGCCAAGCUGUUCAGCCGCAAGGAGAGCCUGAAGCAGCACGUGUCCUACAAGCACAGCAGGAACGAGGUUGACGGUGAGUUCCGCUACCGCUGCGGCACCUGCGAGAAGACCUUCCGCAUCGAGAGCGCGCUGGAAUUCCACAACUGCAGGACAGACGACAAGACCUUCCAGUGCGAGAUGUGCUCCAGGUUCUUCUCCACCAACAGCAACCUCUCGAAGCACAAGAAGAAGCACGGCGACAAGAAGUUCGCCUGCCAGGUGUGCAGCAAGAUGUUCUACCGCAAGGACGUCAUGCUGGACCACCAGCGCCGGCACCUGGAGGGAGUGCGGCGGGUGAAGAGAGAGGACUUGGAGGCCAGCGGGGAGAGCCUUGUUCGCUACAAGAAGGAACCUUCCGGAUGUCCUGUGUGUGGCAAGGUCUUCUCCUGCCGGAGCAACAUGAACAAGCACCUGCUGACGCACGGCGACAAGAAGUACACCUGCGAGAUCUGCGGGCGCAAGUUCUUCCGUGUGGACGUGCUCAGGGACCACAUCCACGUCCACUUCAAGGACAUCGCCCUGAUGGACGACCACCAGCGGGAGGAGUUCAUCGGCAAGAUCGGCAUCUCCUCGGAGGAGAGCGACGGCAACUCGGACGGCAGCGCGGCCUCCGAGCCCCACAAGUACAGCUGCAAGCGCUGUCAGCUCACCUUCGGCCGGGGCAAGGAGUACCUGAGGCACAUCAUGGAGGUGCACAAGGAGAAAGGCCACGGCUGCAGCAUCUGCAACCGGCGCUUCGCGCUGAAGGCCACCUACCACGCCCACAUGGUCAUCCACCGCGAGAACCUGCCCGACCCCAACGUGCAGAAGUACAUCCACCCCUGCGAGAUCUGCGGGCGGAUCUUCAACAGCAUCGGGAACCUGGAGCGCCACAAGCUCAUCCACACAGGUGUGAAGAGCCACGCCUGUGAGCAGUGCGGGAAGUCCUUCGCCCGGAAGGACAUGCUGAAGGAACACAUGCGCGUGCACGACAACAUCCGGGAGUACCUGUGCGCCGAGUGCGGGAAAGGCAUGAAGACCAAGCACGCGCUGCGGCACCACAUGAAGCUGCACAAGGGCAUCAAGGAGUACGAGUGCAAGGAGUGCCACCGCAAGUUCGCGCAGAAGGUCAACAUGCUGAAGCACUACAAGCGCCACACGG